Messenger RNA from Naegleria gruberi, 513 nucleotides. Its product is annotated as N-acetyltransferase. The transcript has a single exon. Bases 1 to 513 code for a protein of 170 amino acids. The record is from RefSeq and is a predicted model, not a curated record. Gene Ontology annotation, cellular component: NatA complex. Gene Ontology annotation, molecular function: protein-N-terminal-glutamate acetyltransferase activity; protein N-terminal-serine acetyltransferase activity. Gene Ontology annotation, biological process: N-terminal peptidyl-glutamic acid acetylation. NCBI's taxonomy places the organism in Eukaryota, Heterolobosea, Eutetramitea, Acrasida, Naegleriidae.
AUGAACGUACGUAGAGCUAGAGUUGCCGACUUGUUCGCAAUGCAAAAUUGCAACUUGAGUUGUCUUCCAGAAAAUUAUCAAAUGAAAUAUUAUUUAUAUCAUGCCUUGUCUUGGCCACAAUCACAAUAUAUUGCUGAAGAUCGACCAGGUCAUCUUGUCGGAUAUGUCAUGUCUAAAAUGGAGGAAGAAUAUGAUGAAAAGUUUGAUUAUCCUCAUGGUCAUAUUACAAGUCUUUCAGUUCUCCGAUCACAUAGAAAAUUAGGUAUGGCUAAAAGAUUGAUGAAUAUGGCACAAGGAGCUAUGCAAGAUUCAUAUGGAGCAGCCUACGCUAGCCUUCACGUAAGAAAGAGUAAUAAUGCUGCCAUUUCAUUAUAUCAUAAUACAUUAGGAUUUGAAGAGUUUGAAAUUGAAAAGGGAUAUUAUGCUGAUAAAGAAGAUGCCAUUGAUAUGAGGAAGAAAUUCCGAAGUGAUGUUGAUUUUAAUAAGAAGAAACAAAGUAAAAAGAAAAAGUAA